Messenger RNA from Caenorhabditis bovis, 1167 nucleotides. Lineage: Eukaryota; Metazoa; Nematoda; Chromadorea; Rhabditida; Rhabditidae. The record is from the annotation of a GenBank genome assembly.
AUGCCGAGAAAGGACCCUAUCAUAUUUGUUAUCGGCUGCACAGGAACUGGAAAAAGUGAUUUGGGAGUGGCAAUUGCGAAAAAGUACAAUGGAGAGAUAAUAAGUGUCGAUUCGAUGCAGUUCUACCAAGGCCUCGACAUUGCAACAAAUAAAAUCACAGUAGAAGAAGCUGACGGAGUUCCCCACCAUAUGAUGUCGUUUCUUGAUCCUUCAAGCACAGCAGGAUAUCAUGUUCAUCAGUUUCGUUCGGAGGCAUUAAGACUAAUUGAUGAAAUUCGCGAUCGAUAUCGAAUUCCAAUUUUAGUUGGUGAUGAUGAAACGUCCGACACUGAAUUUCCAGAAAACGAUUUAUCGAACGCGGAACUUUGGGAGAUGUUGAAAAAGAUUGAUCCGGAAUCAGCAAAACUCAUUCAUCCAAAUCGAAGAAAACGCGUAAUUCGGGCAAUUGAAGUUUUUCGACAGACGGGAAAAAAGAAAAGUGAACUCAUCAAAGAACAGAAAUCGUCAGAAAAUGCGGACCUUGGUGGCCGAUUAAGGUAUCCAGAUUCACUUGUUAUUUAUAUGGAUGCGGCACCUGAAGUUCUUGAGAAGCGACUUGAUACGAGAGUUGAGAAAAUGAUUCGAAUGGGGUUAAAAAAUGAACUGAUUGCCUUCUACGAUAAGCACAAAUCGUUCAUUUCAUCGAAUUCAUAUGGAGUAAUGCAAUGUAUUGGUUUGAAGGAAUUCGUUCCUUGGUUAAGUCUUGAUACGGAACAAAGAGAAUCUCGGCAAGGAAUCAAGUUGUUCGAACAAGGAUGUGAAGACGUAAAAUUGCACACGAGACAGUAUGCUCGACGACAGAGGAGAUGGUACAUGUCAAGGUUAUUGCGAAGAUCCGACGGCGAAAGGAAAAUGGCGAGCACAAAAAUGAUUGACACAUCUGACAAAUCCUUGAUUAUCUCAACGGGUAUGGAUAUCGUGGACAGUUGGAUGAGCGGUAUCAAUUAUUUUGAAGAAGUGCCGCAAGGAUCUCGAUUAAACAGCGUUGAUGCCAACAUUCUAAAAACAUGCGAUGUUUGCAAUAUCAUAAUUAGCGGAAAGAAUAAUUGGGAGAAACACAUUGCCGGGAAACCUCACCGUCAUCGUCAAAAGAAGUUUGCGAGUCAACGAACCGGAAUAACCGCUUAA